UAUAUGAUGAAGCUCAAAGAGUCGGUAGAAGGUAGAGGAAGGUUGGUGAUAACGAGAUUAAGACAAUUUUUGGUCUCUCAUUUCAAAAUUUUCCAAAAAUGUUGUCUCAAAUCAUUCGGAACAUUUCUGGUUUCGCGUCUGUCUGUUGGUCUGUCUGUCUGCAAACCUUUGUAGCAGCCAAAACUUCUACAAUUCCCAUUAGUAUUGAAUGGACUUAGAUGUUUGCGCUCUACAUGGUCUCAUACAAAUUUUAGUUUUCUCGCAUGAAGUUUACAAGUUGAACAUGCGUAGACGUAGAAUUCAAGUCCAAUUUAGAUUAAAUUCAUAACCUAUGUUUCGCGUUUCACCAGAGUUAUCCAUUUUCAAUCCUCAUUCAUUCGGCACUGGUUAUCAACAGGAUUGUAAACAUGUAGGUAAUUGUUUGUGUUCUUUACAUUAUUUUAUGGGCCAUCACGUUUGAUUGAACUAAUUUCCAUAUUGUUAACCAGUUGUGAAAAUGCAGCGACACGAGAGUCAGUGACAAGAGGAUAUUUUACACAUUCGCAAGAACCUUACCACCGUCCAGCAAAGUAUCCAAGAGUGUGGUUGCUCUUCUGAGAGCUUUCGAUUGGCACCGAUUCGUCGUUGUUUCAGGAGAGCAUCCUGCUUCCGGAAGUGAAGUGAAAGAAGCCAUAGAGGAACUCUCAAGUUACUAUGGACUUAUUGUGACAGAUACCAAGCAGUACACAAAUUAUAUACCCAGAUAUAUUGAACAAAUGGAUAAUAUUGUAUCUGAUACUUUUGAGCGAACAAGAAUUUACGUAUUUGUCGGUGAACAUAUUGCGUUGAUCGACUUCGUUAAAUGUCUCCAACGAAGAGGCCUUCUGGAUGGUGGGCAAUAUGUGGUUAUUUCAGUCGAUGAUGAGAUUUACGAUCCAAAUAGACGCAUUAACAUCGUGAGGAGGGAUUAUUUGGAUCCAUUCCUCAAUGAAACCUGGGCAAAUGGCAGUGACCUGAUGGGAUUUAGAUCUGUUUUGAAACUCACACCUUCACAUCCGAGAAAUCCGGAUUACAGCGAAUUAUGUGAGAGGAUAAAGGCGAUAUCUAUAAAAUCUCCUUUCUGUGUUCCAUAUCAUCCAAAAAUUUUUGACAGUAUAUCGGUACCAAUUCAAGCAGCUUAUCUGUACGACGCUGUAAUGAUUUAUGCCAGAGCACUGACCGAAGUCUUGGAAAGCGAUGAAGAUCCGAAAAAUGGUACAGCUCUUUUGAAACGGAUCGUUAAUAGAUAUUAUCAUUCCAUUCAAGGAUACGAUGUAUUCAUUGACGGUAAUGGGGAUGCUGAGGGAAACUUCACUGUAGUAGCUCUAUUAGAUGAUACGGAUGUCAAUGGAUCUAUCCUCUCGAUGAGUAUGCAACCUGUAGGUUAUUUUCAGUACAAUCCCAAUAGUAGUAGCACUCCUUACGCCAUACCAGAAUUCAAGUACUUUGACUCAGAUCGUACAAUUCAAUGGGUUGGUGGAAAGCUACCUGUUGCUGAACCUGCUUGUGGAUUUCAUGGAGAAAAGUGUAUCAGCAGACCUAAUUGGAAGUUAAUUGUUAGUAUGUCAUCCGCGGCGUCCCUUCUGGUAGUAUGCAUAAUGUUUGCAUUAAAGCAUUACAGAUACGAACAGAAGCUUGCAUGUUUAUUAUGGAAAAUCGAAAUGAAAGAUGUAACCAUCAUACCCACUGAAACUAACGAAAUGUCUAGUAAAAGUAUGAUUCAAACUUGUAGAUUCAGUUUGUUUCAAGCUCCCACUGGUAGCAUUGCAGAUAUGUCAGAUACUUCACCUAAAAGGGCUUACACAAAAAUUGGCCUCUACAAGGGAAAUAUUGUUGCUAUAAAGUUCUCCAACAGAAAAAGUUUCGAUCUAACACGAUCGAUCAGGAAGGAAUUAAAACAGGUUAGAGAUUUAAGGCAUGAAAACCUAAUACCUUUCAUUGGAGCAAGCGUUGAUCCUGGAAAUAUGGCAAUUUUCACUGCUUACUGCGCUAGAGGAAGCUUAGAAGAUGUUUUAGCAAACGAAGACAUGAGGCUUGACAACAUGUUCAUUUCUUCUCUUGUAACAGAUAUACUGAAGGGUAUGAUUUAUUUGCACGAUAGCGAAAUCAUUUCCCACGGCAACCUUAGACCAAGCAACUGCUUGAUAGACAGUCGGUGGGUUUUGCAAAUUUCAGAUUUUGGCUUGCACGAAUUCAAAGGAAUACGAUCGGAACCAGAUGGCGAAGAACUGAAUAGGGCGCUUUAUAAAGCUCCAGAAUUGCUUCGUCAUCAAUCGCCUCCUCCUAGAGGGACUCAAAAAGGAGAUGUGUAUUCGUUUGGCAUAAUUCUGUAUGAAAUACUAGGACGGUCAGGUCCCUGGGGUGUACUUGAUUUAUCACCAUUAGAAAUUAUCAAUCGGGUUAAAAGAAUAGAUGGUGAUAAUCACUUCAGACCACCACUAGGGCAAUUGGAUGCUGCUGAAUAUAUCAUCAAAUGCAUCAAAGCUUGUUGGCAUGAGGAACCUGAUCAGAGGCCAGAUAUCCGAUAUGUUCGAGUAAGAUUGAAAGAAAUGCAGGCGGGACUGAAGCCAAAUAUUUUUGAUAAUAUGCUCGCGAUAAUGGAAAAAUAUGCCUAUAACUUAGAAGGAUUGGUUCAGGAGAGAACAAAUCAAUUGACCGAAGAGAAAAAAAAGACUGAUGCAUUACUCCAUAGAAUGUUACCAAAACCAGUGGCCGAAGCACUCAAAAGAGGUGAUCAAGUUGAAGCCGAAAUAUUCGAUUGCGUUACUAUAUAUUUUAGCGAUAUUGUGGGCUUCACUGAACUAUCUGCAAAUAGCACACCUCUGCAAGUGAUUGACUUACUCAAUGACCUGUACACAUGCUUCGAUUCCAUUAUUUCACACUAUGACGUUUACAAGGUUGAAACAAUUGGAGAUGCAUAUAUGGUCGCUAGUGGUCUACCUAUAAGACAUGGAGACAAACACGCUGGUGAAAUUGCAUCUAUGGCUCUCCAUCUACUGAGUAAAAUAAAAAAAUUCAAAAUAAAACACAUGGAAGGUGAAGUUCUACAGUUGAGAAUAGGCAUUCAUUCAGGUCACUGUGUAGCCGGCGUAGUUGGGUUGAAAAUGCCACGAUAUUGUUUAUUCGGAGAUACUGUUAAUACAGCAUCAAGGAUGGAAAGUUCAGGGGAAGCGUUCAAAAUUCACAUCUCAUAUGCAACAUAUGCUUUACUUCAGAAGUUGGGUGGAUACAAGUGUGAAGAGCGUGGUGUGAUACCAAUCAAGGGAAAAGGUGAGAUGAGAACAUACUGGCUCAUAAGUGAGGAUUCUUCUAAGACACUCGCUCGACUGAGAGACGAAAUCGUAGGUUCUUCGUUGUUCAACAGUAGCAGCUCCGAGCGACUGAGUGAAACGCCUGAUUUAUUACGAGGGCCUGAUGGAAUAAGCUUAGGCCAUAGUAUAGAGAGAGAUAUUCCAUCAAGAUCUGUCUGUCCUCUCUUUUCUCUACAUCAGCGCGCCAGAUUAGCUUGGACAAUGCAUCAGAGCCAGGAUGACUUCCAGAAAAAUCAACUUCAUUUCUGCCAAGAUCUGUCUUCAAGUCAUGGAUUCGUUCCAAAAUAUUGUCAUAGGACUUCAGACUCCAGAAACCCGAGAUCUGCACCUGUGAUCAAAUUUUCAUCCGAUUCAAAACCUUAUAUCUGAAUAAUACAUCAAACCAAUACAAUAGGUUGUGAUAUAAACAUUUCAACUGUAUUAAUUCAUUGAUGUUAUAUUUGAUUCUUUAAUGUUGAAUGUGAUAGAUAACGGGGAGCAUAUGUGAACGAGGGCCAGAAUGAGAUUGAGACUCUUGAGAUCUUUAACCAGAUACAUAUAUUUUUGUUCAUAGAUUAUAUAUCAAUGAAGUUCAAUUAACAUUCGAAAAUAAAAUUGAAUGCUUUUAAGCCCUUGGUAUUAUAAUGUUCUCAAUGUUGACUAUUUGUACGUAAAUAAAUGUAA
Messenger RNA from Harmonia axyridis, 3992 nucleotides. RefSeq names its product guanylate cyclase 32E-like. The record is from RefSeq and is a predicted model, not a curated record. The transcript has 21 exons. Gene Ontology annotation, biological process: cGMP biosynthetic process; intracellular signal transduction; receptor guanylyl cyclase signaling pathway. Lineage: Eukaryota; Metazoa; Arthropoda; Insecta; Coleoptera; Coccinellidae. The coding region runs from base 756 to 3698 and encodes 980 amino acids. Gene Ontology annotation, molecular function: peptide receptor activity; protein kinase activity; guanylate cyclase activity.